CCAUUCCACGCGUGCAUUUUCUACCCCCCUCCCCUCACUUUUGCGCGGAGCUAUUGAGUGGUGUCAUGACUGAAAGCUCGCCUGUUCACUCAACACAAUGUUUUAUGGAUUAUCUUCCCUUGUAGUAACGAGAGAUAGAUGUGGAAGGAACGCGGAGCGAGGCGGAGCACUGCCCGGGUUACAGCAGUAGCCUAAAAACCGGGCGACUGGGGGGUUCCAUUCAACCGGGCUUUUCUAAUGCCCGUCGUUUUCGUGGAGCUCGGUUCGCUUCACCUCUGUGAUCAUGCUUUACUUCCAGCUGGUGAUCAUGGCAGGGACUGUCAUGUUGGCUUACUACUUUGAGUACACCGACACUUUCAACGUGCACGUCCAAGGGUUUUUCUGCUAUGACAAUGCAUACACGAAGCCCUACCUUGGACCAGAGGCGUCCAGUGCUGUUCCUCCUGCCAUACUCUAUGCAGUGGUCUGCGGAGUGCCGUCGCUUCUGAUCACAGCCAUAGAGUCGUUGUUGUUUCUGCUCCAGUAUGUGUCAGAGGACCUGGACAAUCGGGAGAAGAUCAUUGUCAUGGGAGACUGCUGUUACCUCAACCCUCUGGUACGCAGGACCUUCCGCUUCCUGGGUGUGUACGCUUUUGGCCUUUUCUCCACUGACAUAUUUGUGAACGCGGGCCAAGUGGUGACGGGGAACCUGUCCCCCCACUUCCUGACGGUGUGUAAGCCCAACUACACAGCCCUGGGCUGCGUGCAGACCGCCCGCUUCGUCAACCAACAGGGGGCGUGCACGGGCAACGAAGAUGACAUCAUGCACGCCCGCAAAUCCUUCCCCUCCAAAGAGGCGGCGCUCAGUGUCUAUGCCGCACUCUACACAGCGAUGUACAUCACGUUAAAAGUGAAGGCCAAGGGGACCAAGCUGGCCAAGCCACUCCUAUCUCUGGGACUUAUGUGUCUGGCCUUCCUCACAGGAAUCAACAGGGUAGUGGAAUACCGCAACCACUGGUGUGACGUCAUCGCCGGGUUUAUCAUCGGAGGGGCCAUAGCAGUCUUCAUGGUUCUAGGGGUGGUGCAGAACUUCAAAGGGAAGAGCCUGCUGAAUGAAAUCCCGCCGGAGGAGAGCGUGGUCAGCAGUAUUCCUAUGAUGGGCCAGCCCAGGAUCAUGGACAACACAAUGGAGAAGUACAUAGCCUCACAGAAUCCUAUUACUUUUGCCGAGGUUACAUGACAAUGAAUGUGUCACAUGACACACAUUGUUUGGACGUGGUUGCUGCUCGCUUAUCAGUCAUCAUGGUCGCCAGAGGGAGGGAGGGCCACACUGAUCCUGAUGUUGAUGUGUAUCUAUACUAGGGUUGGGGAUCAAUUACAUUUCAAUUCAGGCAUAAAACUGAAAUUCCGAUUCAACAAUUUACUUCUCAAUAAACUGAAAACCUUUUCAGUUUUUGAAUUGUAUAUUUAAAUAACUUCCAGAAUUAACUGAGUGACUUUAAUUAUAAUUGACCCCAACCCUGACCUAUACAGUAUGACACUAUUUCCAAUCAAACAUUAUGUUCACCCUGAUCAUUCCAAAGGAAUUGGAGAUAUUUCUGUAGCUUUACCAGUUUAUUUUAUAUUUUCCAACCAGUCAACAUUUUCUCUCCUUCUUUCUUCUUCUUCAUUCCUCUCUCUCUCCUGUUGCAGUUUGACGUUUAUUGUCAUGAAUCUUUCCCUGGUGGCAGAAGUGAGUGAUUUCCGCUAGAUGGGCCAGCUGCAAUGUAAAAAUGGGCAAUUUCGUAAAAAUUCAUUGAAACAAACAUUUGCUCUUUGGUCUUAAUUUAAGGUUAAGGUUAGGCAUUAGGGUUAGCAGUGUGGUUAACAUUAUUGUUCAGUUCAGGUUUCAAAUCAGACUGUUUGACUGUGCCAGCAAGUGAGCACUCUGCAGACCUGCCUCCAGAACACGAGUCAUCCCAAUAAAAUGCCAAGCUGCUCUUCUGUCCUGCUGAUUACUGGCGUUCAUUGAAUUCCACAAAAGUAUUCCUUAUUUUAUAUACUGUAUCAAACAAACAUAAUACUGCUAUAUAUGCACUUUUAUUUCCUCAAAGAUUAGGAAUCCUGUAGCCCAACUGUGUAAACCUGUAUUGUGUUUAUUUCCUCAAAGAUUAGGAAUCCUGUAGCCCAACUGUGUAAACCUGUAUUGUGUUUAUUUCUUAUUAUGUCAUAUGUGUUGGCUUGACAGUAUGAUGUAUGCAUUGUAACCUGUGCAAUCCAAACUGUAUGUUGUCAGAGCCACUCUGUGGGUUUAUUUCUGUUUAGAUUUUCCCAACCUGAGAGAACGAUGAUCCAAAGAUCACUGACAUUUUAGUAUAUAGUCUUUACUGGUAGUUUUCAGAGGAAUCCCUCUUGCGAUUAGCUAGAAAUACGUGGGUGUGCGACUGUGUACGUGUGCGAAUGGAUCCGUACAUGUGUGUGCAUGUGUACUGUAUGUGUGCUUGGUAAACGUUUCAACAUCAUUUUCUCUUGUGGGUUGAAGGAUGUUGCUUAGGGCUUGCCAGACAAUCAACAACCAUAAUAUUGCCACAGUCAGGCAACAGAGCUAUUAUGGAAAUAAGAUGGAAAUUUAAAGAUGUUUUUUUUAGAGGGUGUGUUUUUAUUCCUCAGUUCUAUUUUAAUGUGUUGCGAAAGCAUUGAUCUUUUUGUACAUUUUAAACAUUUCAUUAAAUUGAUAUGCUAUAUAUUUUGUGUAUUGAUUCAUACUGUAUGUUGAUAUGGCAGAUACUUGUUUAGUACAAUAUGGAGUAUUGUUUUAAACUCACAGGCCAGCAAUGAGAUUCAUAGUUGAUGCACGACUAGUCGUCAGUUUCCCGAAUGCAUUGUGGUUGUAGUUGUUUUUAUACCACCACAGUUUGAUGAAAUCUCCUGUUGUAUGUUCUUCUCCAUGAUGACAUUUUUAUACCCUUAUACUGUACUGUUUACCUACAUGUCUUACUGUAUGUCCCCUCAAUGUCUCAUAGAUAUAAUCUGAACAUUGAGAGUGUUGGUAUUCAUGGGCCGUUAGAGGUUUCUAUCCAUGUACCGUUUGAUUCUAUGGUUUUUAUGCGUUUAACAUUUAAUAAAAUCAUUCUUUGUCCUAGUUUUUCUAGAAAUGUAUGGGACAUUUGAAUGAUUCUGGAGAUGUUCACUGUUAUAUGAUAUAUGAAUUAUUAUAUAUCAAAUCAAAUGUAUCAUAUUAAAGUUGGAUUUGUGUAUUGUUUUGAUUUUAGUUUCUGAGUGUUGUUUUUUCCUUUGUACAGAUUGUGUUACUAUUCUAACCUCUAUGACUCUUCUGUUUUGCUACUAUUAACUUCUGUUUUGAUAUUGUCCCAUUCUACCUGAUCUUUGUUUAUUGAUCUUGUCACCAUGAGUAACAGUAGCCCAGCAGCAGCACAUCUUACACUGUAGAAACAUGUAAAAGAACCAAACCGUGAGAAAGUUGCGGGGUGAAAUGUAUUUGAAUAUAAUCUAAAUAAAUAUGUUCUACUCAGGCA
Messenger RNA from Oncorhynchus gorbuscha (pink salmon), 3494 nucleotides. RefSeq names its product phospholipid phosphatase-related protein type 5-like. Gene Ontology annotation, molecular function: phosphatidate phosphatase activity. The transcript is spliced from 6 exons. Gene Ontology annotation, biological process: phospholipid dephosphorylation; phospholipid metabolic process; signal transduction. The record is from RefSeq and is a predicted model, not a curated record. Bases 284 to 1219 code for a protein of 311 amino acids. Lineage: Eukaryota; Metazoa; Chordata; Actinopteri; Salmoniformes; Salmonidae.